CUCUCUCCACACACACCAAACGCGCACGCCGUCCACCAUUUUCCCCUCGAUUUGGCCUCUUCCCCUCUCCGCUCCACCCAGCUCUGCUCGCAGAUCUCCUCUAGUCAGGUCAGCCCGGGCCCGGGCGGUUCCCUCCCCAAUUCGGAACCUAGCACUCCGGCUAUUGCCGGGAGAUGGGCAACUGCUGCGUGGGCGGCAGCGGCGGCGGCGGCGGCAACCCCAACAAGCCGGCGAAGCAGAAGAAGGGCGCGAAGCCGAACCCCUUCUCCAUCGACUACAACCGCUCCGCCCCACCCACCUCCUCCACCACCAACCGCCUCGUCGUCCUCCGGGAGCCCACGGGCCGCGACAUCGCGGAGCGGUACGAGCUGGGCGGGGAGCUGGGGCGGGGCGAGUUCGGGGUCACCUACCUCUGCACGGACCGCGCCACCCGCGAGGCGCUCGCCUGCAAGUCCAUCUCCAAGAAGAAGCUGCGCACGCCCGUCGACGUCGAGGACGUGCGCCGCGAGGUCGAGAUCAUGCGCCACCUCCCGCCCCACCCCAACAUCGUCGCGCUCAGGGACACCUACGAGGACGACAAUGCCGUGCACCUCGUCAUGGAGCUCUGCGAGGGCGGCGAGCUCUUCGACCGCAUCGUCGCGCGAGGGCACUACACGGAGCGGGCCGCGGCUGUCGUCACCAAGACAAUCGUCGAGGUCGUGCAGAUGUGCCAUAAGCAUGGGGUGAUGCACCGGGACCUCAAGCCAGAGAAUUUCUUGUUUGCAAACAAGAAAGAAACCGCCGCAUUGAAGGCAAUUGAUUUUGGCCUCUCCGUUUUCUUCACUCCAGGCGAACGCUUCACCGAGAUUGUUGGAAGCCCUUAUUACAUGGCUCCGGAGGUGUUGAAGAGAAAUUACGGCCAAGAGGUCGAUGUUUGGAGUGCAGGGGUGAUUCUCUACAUUCUUCUUUGCGGUGUCCCUCCAUUCUGGGCAGAAACUGAACAGGGUGUUGCUCAAGCAAUCAUCCGUUCUGUCAUUGACUUUAAAAGGGAUCCGUGGCCAAGGGUCUCAGAUAAUGCAAAAGACCUUGUCAGGGGAAUGCUUAACCCAGAUCCAAAGAGGCGAUUAACAGCCCAGCAAGUUCUUGACCAUCCCUGGUUGCAGAAUAUUAAGAAGGCGCCAAAUGUCAAUUUGGGUGAAACUGUUAAGGCCAGACUUCAGCAGUUCUCUGUGAUGAACAAGUUUAAGAAGCAUGCACUUAGGGUCAUAGCUGAGCAUCUUUCAGUAGAAGAGGUGGCUGGCAUAAAGGAUAUGUUUGAAAAGAUGGACCUUAACAAGGAUAGUAUGAUUAAUUUUGAUGAGCUGAAGCUUGGUCUGCAUAAGCUUGGGCACCAAAUGCCUGAUGCAGAUGUCCAAAUACUAAUGGAUGCUGCGGACGCUGAUGGAAAUGGAUGCUUAGACUAUGGUGAAUUUGUUACUCUCUCUGUUCACCUGAAAAAGAUCGGCAAUGAUGAGCAUCUCCAUAAGGCAUUUGGAUACUUCGAUCGGAACCAGAGUGGAUAUAUUGAAAUCGAUGAGCUCCGCGAGUCGUUGGCUGAUGACCUGGGACAAAAUCAUGAAGAGGUUAUCAAUGCCAUCAUCCGUGAUGUAGACACUGAUAAGGAUGGCAAGAUAAGCUUUGAUGAGUUCGUGGCAAUGAUGAAGGCUGGAACUGACUGGAGGAAAGCCUCCAGACAGUACUCCAGAGAACGGUUCACUAGCCUCAGCUUAAAGUUGCAGAAGGAUGGAUCGUUGCAAGUAACGAGUACCCAAUAGUAGAUGGUAACGCAAUAGACAAGUUGUGAAUUCCAGAUGAAAACCUUGUGUAGCUUCCUGGUUCUUUGUUGACAACCAUUUCUUCUGUUCAUCUGGAUAUUCUGUUGCGCUCUAAUUUUCGCUUGGUAUCCUGAUGAGGCAUUAGUUGAUUGUUGAAGAUUUAUUCUGUACGUAGAUUGUGUGAUCCAGGCCUACCACGAAGUGUAUGCUGUUGAUGAAAUGUACUGUACAAGAGAAAGAGGGAAAGAAUAGUUGGACGUAUGCA
Molecule: messenger RNA, 2058 nt
Organism: Lolium rigidum
Lineage: Eukaryota; Viridiplantae; Streptophyta; Magnoliopsida; Poales; Poaceae
Product: calcium-dependent protein kinase 20
Exons: 8
Coding region: 174-1793 (539 amino acids)
Biological process (GO): protein autophosphorylation; peptidyl-serine phosphorylation; intracellular signal transduction
Cellular component (GO): cytoplasm; nucleus
Molecular function (GO): calcium ion binding; calmodulin binding; ATP binding
Source: RefSeq, a predicted model, not a curated record